Messenger RNA from Lemur catta (Ring-tailed lemur), 2543 nucleotides. RefSeq names its product KRR1 small subunit processome component homolog (gene KRR1). Gene Ontology annotation, cellular component: nucleolus; small-subunit processome. The coding region runs from base 77 to 1222 and encodes 381 amino acids. The record is from RefSeq and is a predicted model, not a curated record. Gene Ontology annotation, molecular function: RNA binding. NCBI's taxonomy places the organism in Eukaryota, Metazoa, Chordata, Mammalia, Primates, Lemuridae. The transcript is spliced from 10 exons.
AUUUUGAGUGUAGGGGUUUUAGCCGGUGGGAUUUAAGAACAGUCUCAUUUCCGGUAUUACCGGAAGCAACUUGAAAAUGGCGUCUUCCUCGCUGGACAAGCCGGACAAAGCGGCUGGAAGGAGUGAAUCUCGCAACCAGAAGCCAAAGCCGGAGAACCAAGAUGAAUCAGAACUCCUCACUGUUCCUGAUGGUUGGAAGGAACCACCGUUUUCCAAGGAGGACAAUCCCAGAGGACUCUUGGAGGAGAGCAGUUUUGCAACUUUGUUCCCAAAAUAUAGAGAGGCUUACUUGAAAGAGUGUUGGCCGUUGGUGCAGAAAGCCUUGAAUGAACAUCACAUCAAUGCAACCCUGGACCUGAUUGAGGGCAGUAUGACUGUUUGUACUACAAAGAAGACUUUUGAUCCAUAUAUCAUCAUUAGGGCCCGAGAUCUAAUAAAACUGUUAGCAAGGAGUGUUUCAUUUGAACAGGCAGUACGAAUUCUUCAGGAUGAUAUUGCAUGUGACAUAAUUAAAAUAGGUUCUUUAGUAAGAAAUAAAGAAAGAUUUGUAAAAAGAAGACAACGGCUUAUUGGUCCCAAAGGAUCUACAUUGAAGGCAUUGGAACUUUUAACAAACUGUUACAUUAUGGUUCAGGGAAACACGGUUUCAGCCAUUGGACCUUUUAGUGGCUUAAAAGAGGUGCGAAAAGUAGUUCUAGAUACUAUGAAGAAUAUUCAUCCAAUUUAUAACAUUAAAACUUUAAUGAUUAAAAGAGAGUUGGCAAAAGAUUCUGAAUUACGAUCACAAAGUUGGGAAAGAUUUUUGCCACAGUUCAAACACAAAAAUGUGAAUAAACGCAAGGAACCAAAGAAAAAAACUGUUAAAAAAGAGUAUACACCAUUCCCACCACCACAACCAGAAAGUCAGAUUGAUAAAGAAUUGGCUAGUGGUGAAUACUUUUUGAAGGCGCAUCAGAAGAAGCGACAGAAAAUGGAGGCAAUAAAGGCUAAACAAGCAGAAGCUCUCAGUAAGAGACAAGAGGAAAGAAACAAAGCUUUUAUUCCACCUAAAGAAAAACCAGUUGUGAAACUUAAGGAAGCUUCUACUGAAACUAAAAUUGAUGUGGCCACCAUCAAGGAAAAGGUUAAGAAAGCAAAGAGUAAGAAACUGGGAGCUCUUACGGCUGAAGAAGUUAAGCUUAAGAUGGAAGCAGAUGAAAAGAAAAAGAAGACAAAAAAGUAAACAAAAAAAUCCCCUUAAGUACAACUUAAGCUAUCUCCUUUUGUGAAGGAUUUUGAGGUACUAGGGCAUUAGUUGCCUUAUUUGUGAGAAGUAACACUUGGAUCACUUUUUUCCUGAUUUUUAAUAGUGUUCUUUAUAAAUAUAAAUUAUUGUAUACUAGAAAGUGAUAUGUAUUGUAUACAUUGUACCUACCUAAUCAGUUCCAGGCAAGCUUUGCUUGAUUUUAGAAAUAAUUUUUAUAUAUAGAUCUGUAAUAAUGUCCCAGCAUUUGGUUUUCAGGAAAAUAAAUACCAAUUUUUCAAUGACCUCUUUCUAAAUAUUUAGGUUUAACCCUUUUUAUAAUUUUGUUUUAUGCCAAAAUUAAACACCUCACAAGGAGAACAUUAAGGCCUCUGAAAUAAAAUCCUUUAGUUGCUAUUCUAAAACCAGCAAGACAUCAAAUUAUAAGAUUAGAGUUAAAACAGUAUAUGAGAAGUAGGGAUAAUGUUUUUAACCAAUGAGGGCCACUGGAGUUAGUUACAUAGAAUCACCUAAAUAUAUCUUGCUAAUUUUGCAGAUUUGGAAGCUGAACCUAGAUUGAUUACUGAAAGUCCAGCUAUGGUAGCCUAAAAACAGUGCUUAUUCAUAGAAAAAUGGAAAGUAAACAUGAGUUUAUCCAGUACAAUUUCUUCUUUUAAAUAAGGGUUUAUUGCAGUAACAUUUUUUUGUCUGAAUACACCCAAUCGUUACUGGUUAAAAAAAGCCCUAUAUGAAUAAAGUUUUUUCCCCUGGAUUGUAUUAGUCCAAAAGAACUAAAUUAGGGUAUUUGUGCUUUACGAAAAUGGUAACUAUAACAGAUAGUAGCCGAAUUAUUGCACUAACAAUGAGAAAGAGAGAAGUGUAUCUGUUACGUGAAGAUAUGGUCCAGCCUGGAUACACAACAGAGUAGUAACCUGGGAAACAAACAUAGAAUAAUAUCCUCUUAAUCUUCAUUUCUCAUAAUGCAGUGACAUAAUUCACAUACCUUUUAAUGAAACACUUUAAGAUUUAUGUACGUACGUGUGACUUUGUCUCGCUGUGGGUUAACUGUAAAAUCAAGGAGAAGAAAGAAAAACUUAAUGGUAGGUACAGGUACAGCUUUUGUUUUAUUUUAAAAAGCUAAGUCUUUAGUUAUAACCAUUACCUAGUGCUUUAUUGCAGUGAUUUUCAAAGGUUAUUCAGCUUUUUUUGUACUGAAUGAACUAAUUUGGUAUUUUUGAGUUUUUAUAUAAACUUUAUAUGUAAACCUUUUAUGUAAAGGAAACUAUACCACUACUAUAAAUAAAAAAAAAAAAACAUUUCA